UAUAUCUACUGAAAACCAUCAUGUUAGAGAGAAUUUAGGUUCAACUAAAGGGAUCGAAGCCAUUUCGUUUCGUUCCUCAAAACGAUUUCAAAUCUAUUCUUUUCGUGUUAUUUCAACGUAUGAAAUACUUAGAGAAAUGCUGUAUAAUUUGUGAAAUAUUUAGUGAUUGUGAAGUGAUUGUUAAUGUCGUCGCCAUAGUUGAGGCAAUCGCUUUAUCCACGAAGUCAUUGCUGUUAUUGUACGUAUUUCUCAGGGUGUACAAGAUGUAUGAAAUAGCUGUCAACGAAUCAGUUGAUCGUCAAAACUUAUAACUUUUCUAUAAUGCUAAUUCCUUGCAAUGGCUCAAUACUACCAAAUAGUUGGGCAAGGACAUUCAUUGACACUUGAGGAUUUGCAAAGAUAUUGCCCAAAUUUAAUAUGUUCCGAUGGAAUAAUAGUAAAUCAAGAUGAUCAACAAUAUCCACAACAGCAGGUGGUAGUACAACAAACAGAUCAACCUAAUGACAUAAUUGUGAGUGAUUCUGUACAACCUCAAUUACAAUUGGUUGGAGAUGGAUUACAAUAUCAACAACAAUAUAUUAUCCGCCAUGAUCCACCAUCUCAAGCUCCUCGUGCAGACUUCCAACAACAACAACAACAGCAGCAGCAGCAGCAACAACAACAACAGCAACAACAACAACAGCAGCAGCAGCAACAACAACAACAGCAACAUCAACAACAAGCUUUACAUAGACAUCAGGUUUACUACACAUCUGAUUUACCUAUGGAUGCACAGGUUGUCUUGCAACAGGCUCAACAGAUCAUUGAUGCAUCACAGCGGCCCCAACAUUUGGUGAGUCCUGCGCAUGUUUUAUCUCAGCCCACUGUCAUUCAUCCUGCGCAACAACCCCCACCACAACCACCACCUCCACAGCAACCAGCCCAACAUGGACCGCCACAAACUCCGCCACAACUUAUGCAGCAUCUACAACAACAGCAUCAACAACAAAUUCACUUGCAGCAACUUCAACAACAACAGCAGCAGCAACAGCAACUGCAACAUCAAUUACAACAGCAACAACAACAUCAACAGCACUUACAGUCUCAACAGAUACAACCACAACAAAUACAACAUCAAAUUGUGAUGCAUGCAGCUUAUGUUAAUCAGACCGGUACUCCAACAAGACCGGCUCAGCCCAGAUUGCUUAAUCAAUCGCUUAACACGCCGGCUGGGGUAACGCUAGUUCGGACAGCAAACCGAGCUGUCCGUCCUCGUCGCCCCGCAAUGCGAUCGCCGAUGCCCACUCCGCCUCUACAAGUGCCGCCAAGACUUCUCAAUGCUCAACACCAACAGGCAACACUCAACGCAUCGGUGGCGGGCAACGGUCGCGGCCUGGCCACGAACGGCGCGGUGGGGGGCGCGGGGGCGGGCGCGGUGCGCGGCGCGCGGCCGGCGCGUCCCGGCUCCCCGCGCGUGCUCAACCCGCACGCCGCGCACGCGCAGCACCGCCCUCCCCGACCGCGCACACCUUUGCUGCAGUCACAGCAACAACAGCAGCAGCAGCAACAACUUCAACAGCACCAGCUUGCACAACAUGUCAUCAAUCAUCCACAGCAAAUCCAGCAACUUAACCAACUGAAACUCACGACGCAACAGCAACAGAUUUUGUUAAAUCAACAAAAUCAACAGCACUCACAACAGCCCGCACGUAUAAUAACACCCCAAGGUACCAUAGUAACCCAAGCCUUACAAACUACAAUGUCUCAACAUCACACUGUACAAACGAGUAUAAGCAAUGGACCUCUACCUCUACCUCAGCAAAACGCUAUAAAUUCGACGCCACUUCGGGUUUCCCCCCAUCCCCAACAAGUACAACAAGUUAAAAAAGUUGCCGUACAACCUAACAAUGCCAGUGAUAUGGAUGAUCUUGAGGAAAGUAUAACAGCGGCGAUAGUUCAGAAAAAUCCCGUUACAGAAAAUAUUAACCCACCACAGCAGUUUCAAACCCCAUCUCCUUUACGACAGACUCACACUGGAAGGCUUACUCCGGGUCCAAUUGGCGCUGGAGUCUCUCAACAACACCAAAUUAGUUUUAGUCCCCAACAUGGUUUCCAGCCACAACAGUUAGCUUUUGAAAAUUCGCACAUGCAACAACAACCCCCCCAAGCAAUAAACCAAUUAUUAAUGGAGCCAGAUAACCCCGAAGAGGAACGACAAUUUAUAACUUUAACUAAUGGUCAAAGAAUGUCCGUAGCCGAAUAUAGACGAAUGCACUCAUCGCGCGUUUUAUCACAACAGCAGCAGCAGCAACAACAACAACAACAGCAAACAAGGUCAGAUUUAAUUGGACGUCAAACAUUAGUAAGAAGUAAAGAACAACAAAGACCAGUUCAAAGAGUGCCUCCCAUGCAAACGCAGCAACAACCAAACCAUCUUGCAGAAGGCAGUGAAUCAGGAAGCGGACCUUCAGAGCAAACAUUUGAGACACAGUCAGCGAAAAUGUUAAUUUUCUUACAAAAUGGGGAACAAAGGCUUAUCACCUUCACAUUACCUAAAGAGAGUUGUACUCUUCAAGAGGUUCUGGAACAGGUCAAUGUUCCUUUCACUGAAGACACUAAUAUACAAUGUAUGCAAAAUACUAGUAGUGAAAUAGAUUAUUUUGUAUCAGUAGGUUCCACAACGAGAAUUGAAGAGAUGUUAGAAAAUCAUCCAAUGUUUGUUGGAGAUAUGAGUAGUAGAAGUUCACCAAAUGCUUUAUCACAACCUCAUAGUAGUGAAAUGUCUACGCCUGAAAAAGGACCAUGUCCAGAAAAUGUAAAUAAUAGCCCCGAAUCUCCCGAGCAGCGCUCGCCUCCUCCACGCUUUGUGAAUGGCAUGUUGGCAGUUUGCAAAUCUUGUGGCUACACAGGGUUUGACUUUAGCCGCUGUGAAAGGUGUAAAAGAGUAUUUACAGAAGAGCCUAAAAGUGUACCAAUAGCCAGUAAGAAAGUAGAACAAAAGAAAAAGGAACCUGAAAAAUCAAUAUUAGAUAAACAAAUUGCCUCAGGAGAAAGUAUUAAAUUAAAUUUAUUGAAAACAACAGUUAAAACUAUAAAUAAUAAAACGGUGGCAGACAAAAAACCUUCAAGAGUUCGGAAACCAAGAGGCAAACAGCCUGAUCCCGAACUAGUCAUAUUGACAUUGAGUUCAGAUGAAGAAGAUUCAAAUAGUUCAGUAUCAAAUAAUCAGCACGAGCAGUCAAUAAAUAUGAAAGAACCUUCAUUAAGUGAAAUCGAAGGAGGGACUCCAGACAGCGGUAUUGGUAUCGACAAUAUGGAUGAUGAAAGUAGAGAAGUAAAUUUUAACAGCUUACAAAGUGUUGAAGCUUUUCUUAAUUGCCGAACAAUUAGAAUAGGUUCAUACAGAUAUACACCAAAAGAAAAGGUACACAUAUCAACAAGGGGUAUUAAAAUUGUUGCACCUUCAUUAAAGUAUGAAUCAAGAGAGAUUGCACUGCAAAUACCAUUCAAGGAAGUUGUUAGAAUAUUAGUACAUUUCGGAAAAGGGUUACCUGUAAUUUUUUUGUACACAAUGAACAAAUGUGGUGUUUCAAUUAGAAAAGCAUUAGAUAUGGUUGAAGAAUCAGGUCUUUUCUACAAUCCCAUGUCAAAAGAAGACCCAUAUAAAAGAAUAACUUUAUUACCGGAAAUAAUAUCAGACGAAGCAAAAGCUGCAUUAAAAGAGUUGUUUGGUAAGGUAAUGGAUGAAUUAAAUGUAAGGGAAGCAAAUGAAAUUUUAGUGAGAACCUGUCCUAAGGAGACCAAUAAUGUCCAAAAAAUUACAACUAGAUCCUUGAGUGCUUCCAUACCUUCAGGAGCUAAGAGUUCCAACCCAGCUGAAAUCCGCCAAAUUCUUAUUUAUCCUCCUGGCAAAGGUGGAAUUCCAAUAAAUACAGAGGAUUACAUGUGCCUAGCUCAAGAUCAAUUCUUGAAUGAUGUUAUAAUUGAUUUUUAUUUAAAACAUUUAGUACAUGAUAUCUUAACACAUAGUCAGAGAGAAAAGACUCAUAUUUUUAGUACAUUUUUUUAUAAAAGGCUUACAACUAAACCAAGCAAAGUGAAUAAAAGUUCCAAUCCUCAUGAAUGGGAUAGCAGUUUAACACCUGCUCAAAAACGGCACGCUAGAGUCAAGACUUGGACAAAAAAUGUUAACAUAUUUGAGAAAGAUUUUAUUGUAGUUCCUAUUAAUGAGAAUUGUCAUUGGUUUGUGGCUAUCAUUUGUUAUCCAAGUUUAGAUGGAUGCAGAAGUAUGAUUGACAACAGAACAGUGACACCGCAAGAAAUUAAAAGAAAAGAACGCAGAUCCUCAAUGCAAAUAGGCAGCACAACAAUCACACCACUAACAAAGCAGGAACAGCUUACAUUAAGUUGUGACUCUGAUAACCUUAGUGAGCGUGAUGAAGCAGAAGCUGAGGAAAGUGAUUUAGACAUGCAGUGUGAUUCAGAUGAGGAAGAAACAGAGAAAGCCCAAGUUGAGAAAAAGCCUGAAAUACAAAUACCUGUGAUUAGAAAAAAUGAACCAAUUAAACAACCCUGUAUUCUUAUAUUUGACUCAUUAGCUGGUGCUUCUCGAUCAAGAGUUGUAGCAACAUUGCGGGAUUAUUUAACUUGUGAAUAUCAGGCAAAGAUCUCUAAACACAAAGUAUUUAACAAAGAUAAUAUUAAAGGGAGUUGUCCAAAAAUUCCACAACAAAAUAAUUUUACAGAUUGUGGAUUGUAUUUAUUACAAUAUGUUGAACAUUUUUUUAAGGUUCCCAUUCUGGAUUAUACACUGCCAAUUAAACAAUUAGCUAACUGGUUUGAUGAGAUUGUAGUGACACGAAAAAGAGAGGAGAUUUCAAAUUUAUUAAAACUUUUAAUGCACAAAUAUAACCCAGAUUCGCAUUUAAAUUUACCAGACAUUACAUUCCCUACGUUAAAUGGUAAACUAAUUGAAACGGAAGAACAACCAGAAGAUGGCACUGAUGGUGAAAAAGGAACCACUAGUAUAAAACUUCACAAAUGUGAUAUAAAAGAAUCUGACGGAGCUACAAUUACCUUUUUGAAACAAACAUCAACUGGUGAAAUAUUAGUAAAACGAAAUUUUGUUGACACUUCAGACACAAUUCAUGUCCGAAAAACUAUUCGACUUUCUAGUGAUAAUGAAAAUAGAUCUGUGAUGCAAAUAAAACCAGACUUUGUAAAGAAGAGUGACAAUGAAAAUCAAAUUCUUAUACCUAUUAAAUUACACACUAGUGAUUUGGUUAAAGACAUUCAAAAUACUUUAAUAGUAAAUAAAAGUAAGAACUUCAGUGAUAAAAAAUAUGGUGUACAUAAUCAAAAUGUAUCCAAUGUGAACUGUGUUCGACAAAAUGUUAGUGAAAGUGACAGUACUUCAUUUCUCAAAAUGAGAAGAUUAAAUAAAUUGGAAGAUGUGGUGACUGAAUCAAACAAAAAAUUUAAAAGAAAUGAAUGUUAACACUGUUGCCUGUCCAUUUAUCCAAUAUAUUAAAUUAUUAUUAAUUUAAUAAAGUGUAUAGUUGUUUCAAGGAUUUGUAAAUAUUA
This is a messenger RNA of Nymphalis io (European peacock), 5562 nucleotides long. RefSeq names its product putative mediator of RNA polymerase II transcription subunit 26. Gene Ontology annotation, cellular component: cytoplasm; nucleus. The transcript has 29 exons. The record is from RefSeq and is a predicted model, not a curated record. NCBI's taxonomy places the organism in Eukaryota, Metazoa, Arthropoda, Insecta, Lepidoptera, Nymphalidae. Bases 338 to 5476 code for a protein of 1712 amino acids. Gene Ontology annotation, biological process: protein desumoylation. Gene Ontology annotation, molecular function: SUMO-specific endopeptidase activity.